Molecule: messenger RNA, 7140 nt
Organism: Chara braunii
Lineage: Eukaryota; Viridiplantae; Streptophyta; Charophyceae; Charales; Characeae
Source: the annotation of a GenBank genome assembly
GUAAACAAAGGCAUCAAUCGCAGCAGUUGUACCCUUUCUUUGGGUGGGUUUUUGUGGUCGAAUCUAGCUUCUCACCUUCAAGGCGGACGAUCAGGAGGCAGCGGCCCAGUAGAAGGAAACCAGCGAGCGGGAAAAAAGGAAACCUGGACUUGGGAGUGUUUCUGACGUCGAACGAAGAUGCGGUGGGUGGAGUGCACUCAGGGUGACUUCUCCGGCGAGCCUCCCUCUCCACGGAGUGGGCAUUCAGCUGUGGUGGUCAACGGUUCAAUGCUGGUUGUGUUUGGUGGGCUACGGGAUAGCAAGUUUCUCGGGGAUGUGGUAGUUCUUGAUAUAGCGAAUAAAACGUGGUUCCAUCCUGAGUGCAGGGGUGGAGGUCCAGAAGGGGAGGUCGGGCCUGGUCCGCGUGCUUUCCACGUGGCAGUAUCCAUUGACUGCCAUAUGUUCAUAUUUGGUGGAAGAUCGGGACGGAAAAGACAAGGAGAUUUUUGGAUGCUGGACACUGAUACUUGGCAGUGGGUCGAGCUUACUGGAUAUGGUGAUUUGCCACCCCCACGAGAUUUUGCGGCUGGUGUUUCUGCAGGAAACGGUAACCUUGUAAUCUGUGGUGGCUCAGAUGGGAAUAAGUGGACUUCUGACGUCUAUGUUCUUAACACAAUUUCUUUGGAAUGGACUCUGGUGAGGGGGGCGAGCCCCAUGCCACCUCCAAGAUGUGCUCACGCUGCUGUAAUGGUGGAAAACCGGCAUAGCACGCAGUCGAUAGAGACACGACUCUUAAUGUUUGGCGGACGAGCAGGGGGUGGUGGUCCCAUCCUGGGAGAUUUGUGGGUGUUCAAGGGAGUCGCAGGUGAAGAGUCACCGGCAUGGACGAAGUUGACGCUUCCAGGUCCGGUGCCAGCGCCUCGGUGUGGACACUCUAUGACACCAUCUGGAACUCAGGUCUGGGUAUUUGGAGGACAGAGUACUGGAGGAUGGCUCACUCGGUACGACAUCUAUUACAACGACUCCGUGGUGCUUGAUAGAGGUGAUCAAGCGGGUGCAUUGGUGGAGCCCGAUACAUCAUCGGCAGGGGGAGGCGACAGGCUUGACACAGGUCCAACGGUUGGGGUGGUGGGGGGUGUUGGUUUUGACUCGACAUAUUUCGCCGACAUUGCCGCUCCAGCUUCCAGGGGGCCUGAACUGCAAUCGGAGAUUACUGAGUACCUGCGGGGUCUCGUUCUAGCUGCUGCUCGACCUCCGCGACCUCCAUCCGGUGGACAGCAGUCGUCCAUGAACAAUUUCGUUCUGGAUGAGCUGCUGAAAGAGUUUGACCAGGCAGUUGCCUCUUUCUUCUUUGAGAAUGCCAUGGCCUUCAAUGCCGCGAGAUAUGACUCGUAUAAGAACAUGGAAAGGAUCAUGAACCUGGCGGCUAGAUCGAGGAAGAUGUUGCGAUUGCCAGGAUACAAGCACUUGAGGAUGAAGGCCCUUCCCAUGGAGUACAAAGCCAUGGAUCAAGAUUUGGACGUGAUCCGUGAGCCGUGGGAUGUCAUAGGCUUGACCUUGAUGACAGAUGGUACAACAACGACCAGCAACAGGCCGAUCAUCAACUUCCUUGCAGGCGGCGAUUCGGGGGCUGUCAUGGUGAGGAGCAUGGACAUGGAGAGGAAGGAUAAGUCGGCCCCAACUUUGACAAGGAUGUGGGAGGAGGUCAUAAGGGAGUUGGGGGUGCAUAGGGUCAACGCCAUCUACACCGACUCAGCACAGGUCAACAUGUUUGCCAGGAAGAUAUUGGCUGAGCGCGAGGACCCUGCGAUCCGUAGCAUUCCAUGGCACCCAACCUUGACAAAGAUCGCAGUCAAAGUGAUCAGCAUGUGGACCACAGCCUCUCCGUGCGAGAGGAAUUGGUCCACGUUCGAUCUCAUUCACAUGAAGAGGAGAAAUUUGUUGAGCCCGGACAACCUGCAAAUGCUAGUCUUCAUCCAUUGGAACAAGAAGCUGCUGCGCAUGUCAAGGGUGAAGAUGGAAUUCGUCAACACUGAGCGGUUCGAGUGGGAGACACCAGAGGACGAGACGCCUUUCGAUGGUUUCAUGCGAGACGGGGAGUACGACCCCGCAGAGGUGAAGAGGAGGGCCGCUAAUUGGUACAAAUCUCGCAGCCGCAGAUCGAAGGGCACCAGAUUCGAUGUUCUCGAGCUUCUGGAGGAUAUGGUGGACGACAGGGCAUGGCUCCUUGAUCUUUCCUACCACCCUCGCCGUGUUGCGGACGAUGCCUGCUGGAAGAGCGUUGUUGCUGAUGAUGACGACGAGGAGGAGAGCGACGAUAGUGAGGGUGACGAUGAGUUACUUGAUGUGCGGCUCAUAGACAUUCAGUCCACCAGGCACUCGGGCGGCGGCGCAUGUUCUGCUAGACACGACGACAUCACGCCACCGACAGUCCUUGCAACCGGCGGGCAUUCGGCGGCUCCUUUGUUGUCGUUGUCGGACGACGUCGGUGUGCUGGAGGUUGAUGCGGAUUUUGGUGGCACUGCAGAGCAUGCGGACGGAGACAUCGGUGCGGACAUGGACGACCCGCCUCCUGGAACAGCGGAGGUCACCGAGGCUGUGGGCGGCGAUGUGAUCUCCACUCCUGACCAGGGGUUGGGGAUGGGGGAGGGGUUCGCCUCCCUUUUGCACCACGUGGCCCCCCAUUGCGCCGAGCGGCUCCAACAAGGACUUCCGUCGUUGAUUAGUCAGAGGUGUGCGAGACACUUCGAACGGUUUACUGAGAACCGUAAUCUUGUGUUAUCGUUUGAUAACAGCAGAGGUUACCAUGUGAUGUUGAUGUGGAAAGCACCAGGUGCAUCUCUAAUUGUUUCACUUGUCUUUGGUGCAGCAAGUGGUGUGCAGUGGAAGAGACCAAACAUUAGCAAUGAGCCCCCUCCUGCAAGGGCAUAUCAUACAAUGACUGCCAUCGGUAAUCGAUUCCUUCUCUUUGGGGGUUACAAUGGCAAAACCACGUUUGGUGAUGCUUGGUUUCUGGUCCCAGAAGAUGAUCCUCUGGCAAAGCGCAUACAACCGAAGAGUCCUUCUGAGAAAACAAAGUCUGCCAGCUCGACAGACAGCCGUGGCAGCAAUGUCACAGAUAAGAGACCUGGUACACCCCGGUCAUCGGUUGAGUCCAAGCAGGAUGAUGUAAAUAGAGUGAAGGGUCUGUCCGAACUGAGGGUGCGCCUCGGUUUGCCUCCCGUGGAAUUGGCAACUGGCCGAUUUUGGGAUAGCCCUCUGGAUGGAAGUGGAAAUGCAGCGCUUGUCAACCUCGGAUUGAAGUUAAUGGAAGGUGAAGAUAGAGCGAAGGAGGCAGAGACAAGGGAAACAACAGCAUUACCAAUGGAAGCUGCUUCAGUGGCAAGGAAGUACUUGAGUGAAUGCGAGCCCACGUCAUUACGAUUGUGCCAGCUGCAGGCGCUCCUUGAUGACUAUCGAAUCCUCGUAGCAGCAAAACACGAGCAGUGGCGGGUGAGGGAACAAUGUCAACAGCAUCGCUUUGCACGACGGAAGAAAAAGAAAGACGGAAAAGAUGAUGAAGACGACAACAAAGAAAGAAGUGAAGUGAAAGAGUUGAGCGCCGAAAGAAGCAUCAUGCCACCGUCAUCGGUUGUGUCUACUGCUGUUGUGAAAGUGAGUGCACCGUCUUCAAACUCCCUCUGCUCUCUCUUCUACCGGCUGCGGCGGCUCGGUUCAAGGAAGGGGGACAACUGCAGCGACAAUUCCUCAAACCGAAAGAAAAGGUCCAUCGCCAAGUGGCUGUGCUGCCGUAUUUCUGUAAUCGCUGACCUGGCAAUGCACCCUUGUGGCGGGGAUCGCAGGAGGACUCUCAGCCGUGGCCAAACGACUCCCGCAAGUGUUGGUGAGACCCCGGACAGUGUGGCAUCGUCAAACCACCAGUGGCCGAGCCAGACUCCUUCACCGCUUUUCUCCUCUUCCCUUGACAAGACACCUGUCGCCAGACAUCACUUCUACCAUCUGAGAAAUGCUAGCCAGGUGAGGCUGGACGACAUCCCGAAGCUUCUGGAAGAAUACCGCCAACUUCUGAGAGAGCUGCAUCAAUCAGCAACUCCAUCAACUGCCAGCUAAUGCGAAACUUUGUGUGCAGAAAGGCACCGCAUGUGCUGCGUUGUCACACCCCUUGUGGAUACCAACCAUGUGUGCAUGUUUUUUUUACUGCCCCCCCCCCCCGCUCCUUUCUCUCCCCCCUCCUCUCUCCCCACUCAAUAAGAGUUUUAGCAGUUCACGAGGAGGAGGUUCGGUUGCGGCCAAUGCUCCUGCAGAAUUUUUCUACCUUUUUCUGGGUUUUUAACUUCUUAUAUUCACAUGUGUUUUCUCCUUCUUUUUGCUUCUUUUGUUAAACCACCUUACUUUGAGGUUUCUCUUUCCUGAGGCGUAUUUGUGCUGCGGGCCCAAAAAGAGAAACCAGCAUGACCCCUUUUUUUUUUUUUUUCGUUUUACGGCUGCGUGGGAACAAAUUAGGUGGGAAUGUACUGGGGGUUUAAGGCAUCUGCGUCUUGAUUCUGCUGUCAAUACAUUCACUUGGCGAGAUGGCAAUGCAAACGCCCUUUGAUAUACGGUGAAACAAUGGAGAGCAGAAUCAUCGUCCCUUGCGUGGUCAUCUGAGUUGUGCUCUUGGAAUUAUUGCGCCAUGACACCCGCGAAUGCAGACGAUCGACAAUUUGACACGUAGGCAAACGUCUGCAUACGGUGCCAAUGGACGGGUCUCCCGAGAGAAUCCUGAUAUGAAAUUGUUUAACCAUCAGGUUACUUCUUCUUUUUUUUGGCUCUGUGUUUUUUUCUUUCGUUGAUGACGAAUUUGAGUGGCAUUGCGGUGGCCACAUAGUAGAAAAGGUGCUGAAACGAAGAAGAAGGCCGAUUGGGUCUCUCUUGGAUCCAGCUGUAAAGCUUCAUGAUGCGUAAUCUCGUCGAAAUCAAGAAGUGGCACGCAGCCAAGGGUGUUUGCAGGUACUAGUGGUCUAGGCCCUCCCAGCCUUGACAUAGUCCUCAUCCAUUUUUUCAGCAUGUGGUGAAUCUACUGGUUCACUUCUCCUCUCCUCCCCCUUUCUUCGUUUUCGGGUCGAAGCCCUUAGCGAGUUUGAAUUUUGAAACUCACAAGGUUGAUUGGCACGUUCGUCGUAAAUGUUCUGUAUUUUCCGAUCACCGGAAGGGGCGAUCAAUCCCUGUGCCUUGCUCUGUCACAUGUGCAAUGCAUGAAACGGGCUCCUAUUACUUUUUCGUUUCUUUUUUUUUCUUUUCUUUUUUUUUUCAGUCUGGGUCUCUGAUAUCGUGAGCGAUUCUUUCUUACGGAUAGGCCUUUUCAGUUUGGUCUGUGAUAUCGCGAGCGAUUCUUUCUUCUUUUUCAGGUUGGGUCUCUGGUAUCGUGAGCGAUUCUUUGUUAUGGAUAGGCCUUUUCAGUUUGGGUCUCUGAUAUCGUGAGCGAUUCUUUCUUACAGAUAGGCUUUUAUAGGUGCAGAAACGACAUUGGAUGACGAACGAGGAUUGGGAAGGUAUCGGAGUUAUCUGCAUGUGCUGGGUCUCUGAUAUCGCGAGUGUACCUGAAUGAAGUUAAGGAGUGGGUUGUCGGCAAGUGUUGCAUUAAUCUCAAGUAGCCCCCGAGAGGGCUGGAGAAACAGACUAUGAACAACUGAAGGGCCUCACCGCUGCCUUGAGUUUGAACUUGAAAAGUCCCUACGUAGUUCGUUCUUGGACUGGUGACUAUGCGUUGGAAGAUGUAGGAAGCGAAAAAGGGACGGACAGACAUUCUCCCGAUUUCUCCCUCUAGAGAGAGAGAGAGAGAGCUUGUUGAUUGUUCUAAUAAAGGUUAGUAUUGCAGGUGCAUUCGAUUCAAUUGCUGCGUCAUCCAGCAUAUUGCGGUGGCUGACACAAACGAGUGACAUCAAAGGAAGGAGGCGAAGGAGAGCAUCUCGAGACGCGUAAGUUGAUUUCUAUCUCCCAUAGUUCUGUUCUUCAGACAUUUUUUUAUUAGUUUUACAUCAUAUCUAUGGUCACCGUGGGAACUAAACGUACAGUUAGUGAUGGAGAAAGUGAUAGAGGCCAAAUCCUUAGGGCAGCUUGUGAAAGAAAGAAUAUAGUGAUAGGAGGAAAGAAUAUUGUGAUAGGAGGAAAGAAUAUUGUGAUAGGAAGAAAGAAUAUAGUGAUAGGUACGAUUACGUAGUGUUGGGCAGAUGGAAAACGAAGUUUGAACUUUGGAUUUUUUAUGGAGGGGUGGGAUUUCAGAGCUAGAAAGCUUCUGGAAGUCUCAGGGUCUUUGUUCCUCUGGCAUGCUGAUGCAGGUGUCAGAGAUGUUGCAUGCUUGCUAUACGUGAAAUGAUCUGGGCUACCCAGGUGCAACCGCGAUUUACAGACGAUGUGCUUGAAGAACGCACAUGAUGCCAAUCCAUUACUUGCGAUGCAUGGCUGUGGCGCACAGUGUGCAUUUGGAGGGGUACAGCCUGUUCCUUUCCAGUUGGUGUGGUUGGUGGUUGGAUAAAGAAAGGCAAGUUAGGAAUCAUUUUUCUGGCUGGGAUGUCGAAUUGCACUGGGAAGUUCAAUACAUUAUCCCUGUUUUGGACCUAAGGCUACCAAUGACUACUGGUAGUGCACGUCUUCACACAUGCUGUCCUUGUGUGCGCAGUCAUUUCUCUAUGAAGUCACAUACACCUUCAAUGUCAUAUCCACAUAGUCUCACAAUGUGUGAAAGGACGGCGUAAGAGCCACAAGCAAUGACACACACACACACACACACACACACACACACACACACACACACAGAAACAGAGAAGAGAGAGAGAGAGGUGAUAAUUUCUCGGAUUCCUUCGUUAAGCGGCUCAAUGCAGUGUGCUCCAGCUUCCCCUUGUAAAGGAACAGAUAACUAUCCCUUUGACAUUGGUUUUCGUUUCUGUUCUUUUAUAUUCCAUUUUUUCCCAUGUGGCGAGGGUUAUCCCUCGAGCACGACAUCUAUGGGUUUAAUAUCCUGCAGUGCAAAAUGUGUCGCAGACACAGGUGAAUGGCAUGCAUUGCCUAUGGCAUCAUUUGCCCUCGAAAAAUAGAAUUGUUCACAACGGCUUCAGAGAAAUACAUAAAGAGUUUCAAAAUGGUUGUGCUGUCGUUCUAAUCUUUUAGAGCUCUCACAAUGUC